ACAGGGGCGUGCCAUUUACCUUAUACUAGUGCAGUCUUAAGCGCCAGGCGAGCCUUUGUCUGAACGUACUCAGCUUGUCUUCUUUUCUUGCUUGCAGCGGAGCCUGGCAUCCAGCUGCCAACUUUGUCCCUGUAUCUGUCUCCUCGCCUCUGUCCUCGGGGUAUGUAACGGCCAUGCCGGUGGACACACUCAGCCCUGGAGCCCCCACCGCUCCUGCCCUGCCUUUUCGCCUGCGAACCAAAGUCCCCGGCUACCUGCUACCAAGGCCAGCGAACGUGGGAGCCCGGAAGCCAAGUGCUGUAGAACGCCUGGAAGCCGAUAAAGCCAAAUAUGUCAAGAGCCUGCAUGUGGCCAACACCCGCCAGGAGCCUGUGCAGCCCCCGCUGGCCAGACAGCCCCUCUUCAGCCCUGGUCCUCGAGGCCCAGUGCUCACACCCAGCCGCCGAGCCCUACCCUGUCCUGGCCGCCGACCCCACCUGGACCUGGACAUCCUUAGCAGCCUCAUCAACCUGUGUGAUAGUCCCGUGUCCCAAGCUGAGGCCAGCCGAACACCGGGACGGCCAGAAGGGUCUGCCCACAAGGUCCCACCAGCCACCCCUCCUCGUCCGCCCCCUAGCACGGUCGCGGUGCGCCGAGUGGACGUUCGUCCCCUGCCUGCUUCACCUGCUCGGCCCUGUCCAUCACCUGCCACCACUGCCACUUCCAGCCCCGGCCGGCCCCCUGGUCUGCAACGCUCCAAGUCGGACCUGAGCGAGCGCUUUUCCAGGGCAGCAGCCGAUCUUGAGCGCUUUUUUAAUUUCUGCGGUCUGGACCCAGAGGAAGCACGAGGAUUGGGGGUGGCGCACUUAGCACGGGCCAGCUCGGACAUCGUGUCUCUAGCUGGGCCGAGUGCUGGACCUUGCAGCUCUGAAGGGGGCUGCUCGCGCCGCAGCUCUGCAACCGUGGAGGAGCGGGCCCGGGAGCGUGUCCCCUAUGGGGUGUCUGUGAUCGAGCGCAAUGCCCGUGUGAUCAAAUGGCUGUAUGGGUUGCGGCAGGCACGUGACCCUCCUGCCACUGAGGGCUAGGCUUCCCGGACUCAGGCUUCCCGGAAGGACGUCAUGAAGAGGCAGUUGACAUCUUGCCCUUUCUUGUAUCCGUUGGCUACCUUCCUGCAGACCCAGACUUAGACCUAAACCAGCAUCCUCUGGCAAGCGAGGACUGACCUGCAGAGGGUUACUGUUACCCCUUGGCCUCUCCCACCCCCUAAUAAGGUUUGU
Messenger RNA from Acomys russatus (golden spiny mouse), 1256 nucleotides. RefSeq names its product family with sequence similarity 110 member A (gene Fam110a). Bases 174 to 1064 code for a protein of 296 amino acids. The record is from RefSeq and is a predicted model, not a curated record. Lineage: Eukaryota; Metazoa; Chordata; Mammalia; Rodentia; Muridae. The transcript has a single exon.